AUGAGUAAUCGGCUUCUAACUCUUCUUACCAAAGAUGAACUAGAGAAGUGGAUGACAGGGGGCAUCAUGAACCUCGACGGCAUUACCUUGUCUAUGAUUGCUAAGGUGAAAGGAGGCUCGCUAUUGUCUCUUGGGAGGCACCCAUCACCUCGGAUGUUCUGCCGCAUCUGCUCCUUUCUAGCCGAUGACGGAGGAAUGGGGUCCCCCGCCUUUGGAAACGAGACGGAUCGACUCGCCUUAAUCGCAUUCAAGGAUCGGAUAUCCGACGAUCCUUCUCGGGUCUUCAGCUCAUGGAACGUUUCCCUCCAUUUCUGCAACUGGGAAGGAAUCACAUGCGGUCGCCGACAUCCUCAAAGGGUCACCGCUUUGAAUCUUGCUUCCCGCAGUCUGGUGGGGUUCAUAUCACCUGGCGUAGCUAACCUCACAUUCCUCAGGAGCAUCAACCUCUCGAGCAACAGCUUCCAUGGCGAAAUCCCACCUGAAAUCGGCUGGCUCUUCCGGCUUCGGGUUCUUGACCUGAGCGAUAAUGGGUUGCAAGGGGGUAUCCCUGAAAACCUGUCCCACUGCUCAGAAAUCAGAUCCAUUAGUUUACAUAAAAACAAGCUCGCAGGGAGAAUUCCCGUCCAGCUUCACUCUUUAUCAAAGCUCCAGUUGUUGAAGCUUGGUUAUAACAAUCUCAUCGGCAACAUCCCACCACCCUUCGGAAACAUCACGUCUCUUGUCGGUCUCUAUCUAGAUUACAACAGUUUGGAAGGAAGUAUCCCAGAUGAGCUAGGACGGCUAGUGAAGUUACAAUUCCUUCAAAUCCCUGUAAAUAAAUUGUCUGGUCUGAUCCCACCAUCUCUUUACAACCUCUCAUCCAUCGUUUAUAUUUCUGUCGUUGGUAACAGACUUCAUGGAAACCUUCCAGCCAGUCUAGGUCUCACCCUUCCUAAUCUCAAAUACAUUCUCUUUGGAAGAAAUCAAUUUACGGGACCGAUACCAGUUUCAUUACCCAAUGCGUCAAGACUUUUUAUAGUUGAUUUAGAUUCUAAUAAAUUUCGAGGACCUGUGCCUGUGAAUUUCGGAAGACUACGGGAACUCCAUAUCCUAAAUUUAGGUUUUAAUCAGCUUGGAGGCGGAGAAGGAGACGAUGACUUGAGUCUCCUCACCUCCUUGAUCAAUUGUACCCGUUUGGAAGUAUUAGACCUGUAUUCCAAUCGGCUGAGAGGAACAAUGCCUGCUACCAUCGUCAAUCUCUCUACCCACCUAACCAAACUAGCGUUAGGAGGAAGCCCAAUAUCUGGAAGCAUUCCGACAGAGAUUAGCAAUCUCCAUAACUUGUAUAGACUAGUUAUAGGUGAGAGCCUUGUUACGGGUACCAUUCCUAUUGGCAUUGGGAAGCUUCAAAAUUUGGAAGGAUUGUAUUUGUACAGAAACAGACUUUCUGGACAAAUCCCAUCUUCCAUUGGCAACAUCACUAGAUUGGUUAUACUCUCUUUACUUGAAAAUCGUUUGCAUGGAAGUAUCCCUUCAAGUCUUGGAAACUGUCGUAGUCUUUUAGGAAUAGGCCUUAAUGGAAACAAGCUGAGCGGUAUCAUACCGAAAGAAGUUUUAAGUAUUCCUACGCUGAUUGAUAUUAGUGUAUAUGAGAAUUCUUUGGUCGGAUCUUUACCGUCGGAAGUUGGUGACUUGAAACAGCUUCAAAAGUUGAAUAUUUCUUCCAACAAAAUGACAGGUGAAAUUCCCAGCACGCUAGCCAAUUGUCCGAGUCUGGAAAUACUUGAUUUGCACGAUAACCUGUUUCAAGGAACCAUUCCUCCAUCUUUGAACAACUUAAAAAGUGUUCUGCUGAUAGAUCUUUCUCAUAAUAACUUGUCUGGAAAUAUUCCACAAGUUCUGGAGAAAUUUCCAUUCUUGCAGUUUUUGAAUCUGUCUUUCAAUGAUCUCGAUGGCCAAGUCCCAAGUCAAGGGAUUUUCAAAAAUUUAAGUGCAUUUUCAGUCCUCGGAAACAAGCACCUUUGUGGAGGAAUCUCACAAUUACGGUUGCCAGCAUGCCCCCCGAAGAAAGAUCCUAAGAAACAUGGAAGGUCGAUUUCUGUUACAGUUAUAUUCUCUGUGGUCGGUGCAGUUUUAUGUUCUGUUCUUUUAUCAUUUCUCCUUGCUAUUUGGGCAAGAAGAAAGGUCAACAAGAAGCCUUUGUCAGCGUCUUUUUUGGAGGGCCAAUUUUUAAAUGUUUCUUAUGCGGAUCUCUUUAAAGCGACUGGUGGGUUUUCUUCGGACAAUUUGAUUGGUAUGGGAAGUUAUGGUUCUGUAUACAAAGGAAUUCUAGAUCACAAUGAAACACUUGUUGCAGUGAAAGUUGUCAAUCUUCAAAAACAUGGAGCUUCUCUGAGUUUCAUGGCCGAAUGUGAAGCUUUGAGAAAUAUCCGGCAUCGGAAUCUAGUGAAAACCAUAACUGCUUGCUCAAGCAUUGAUUUUCAAGGCAAUGAUUUCAAAGCUCUAGUGUUUGAGUACAUGUCUAAUGGGAGUUUAGAGAUGUGGUUGCAUCCAAAUGUACAUGGGCAGCAAGAGUUGAGGAGCUUGAACCUUAUUCAAAGACUAGAUAUAGCUGUUGAUGUCGCUUAUGCAUUGGAGUAUCUUCAUCAUCAUUGCGGCACACCAAUCGUUCAUCGCGAUCUAAAACCAAGCAAUGUUCUACUGGAUGAUGACAUGUGCGCCCAUGUGAGUGAUUUCGGAUUAGCAAGGUUCCUUUCUAAUACUGCCAGUAAUACCUCUCAAGAUCAAACCAGCUCAACUGGCAUCAAGGGAUCUUUUGGCUAUGUUCCUCCAGAGUAUGGAAUGGGCGGAAAGGCGUCUGCAUCUGGAGAUGUCUACAGUUAUGGUAUCCUUCUUUUAGAGAUGUUCACAGGAAAGAGACCAACCGAUGACAUGUUUAAAGACGGCCUAAGCCUCCAUCAAUUUGUUAAGAUAGCUUUACCUGAUCGAGUGAUGGAGAUUGUAGACCCACGGCUGCUCUUGGAAGAAGUACAAGCUCCAAACAAUGGAGAACAACGCCGCAUUUCAAGAACUAAAACGCGAGAGUGCUUGCCUUCCGUGGCCAAAAUUGGCAUCGCAUGUUCAGUAGAAUCUCCAAACGAACGGAUGGAAAUGAGAGAUAUAGUCGCAGAAAUUCAUGCAAUCAAAGAUUUAUAUCUUGGGGAUGGGAUUCACCAAGAUUUGGAAAAUGGGGUACCAUUGGGCCAAGCUUCAUCUUAUCUUAGUUAUUAUUAAUAAGUUGGGGGUAGUCAUGCAACGGAAGAUUCCUACAUUUGUAUGCAAACGGUGGUUGUUUAGUUCCUUGUUGCCCUUCAGACGAGGUUGUGUUUAGUCUGCUAUUUUUUUGUUUUGGUUUUUUAGUGUUUGUGUAGUGAAGGGUUUAGUCGGUUUGGUAACCCUUCUUGUAUCAAUAAAGUGAUAUGUAGUGUGCUUAUA
This is a messenger RNA of Magnolia sinica, 3453 nucleotides long. Its product is annotated as putative receptor-like protein kinase At3g47110. The record is from RefSeq and is a predicted model, not a curated record. Gene Ontology annotation, biological process: protein phosphorylation. The transcript is spliced from 5 exons. The coding region runs from base 1 to 3252 and encodes 1083 amino acids. Gene Ontology annotation, molecular function: ATP binding; protein binding; protein kinase activity. Lineage: Eukaryota; Viridiplantae; Streptophyta; Magnoliopsida; Magnoliales; Magnoliaceae.